Messenger RNA from Teleopsis dalmanni, 798 nucleotides. Its product is annotated as zinc finger HIT domain-containing protein 1-like. The record is from RefSeq and is a predicted model, not a curated record. Gene Ontology annotation, biological process: chromatin remodeling. Lineage: Eukaryota; Metazoa; Arthropoda; Insecta; Diptera; Diopsidae. The transcript has a single exon. Gene Ontology annotation, molecular function: nucleosome binding. The coding region runs from base 19 to 513 and encodes 164 amino acids. Gene Ontology annotation, cellular component: Swr1 complex.
AUUAAUUUGUCACUCGAUAUGUCCAACAACAAGUCAUUUAACCUCAUUACGGAAACAGCAAAACAACGUACUCUAUAUGCAGCCACAUCCAAUGCAACACCAAAAACAGCACAGCAAAAGGAUUUAGAGGAAGAUAUAUCGAACCACAAGUCAGUUUCCAUUAUGUCGAAGAAAACUUCUAAGUUGCGAGAUAAUAAUGGAAAACAAAAGAAAAGUAAAAAGCGUAAGAGAGCACACCAAAAACUUCGAAUGAACUUUCAACAAUUUCUAGAUAGCGAAAAACGUUGUUGUAGUGAGUAUGCUCUAAUUUACAUGCAAGCUGCAGCACCAGCUCCAAAGGUUCCACCUCGUAAAUAUUGUGCUGUGUGUGGCUACUAUUCUAAUUAUACCUGUACUGUGUGCAGCACUCGCUUUUGUAGUGUUCCAUGCAUGCAGAUCCAUCAGAACACACGUUGUGCUGCUCCUAACAGCAGCUUUUGCUGUAUGAAUCAGACAGCAAAUUUAGUUGACUAGUAUUCAUCAAAUAUGGGAAAUGUUUAUAUAUUUUAUUUCAUUUUAUUUUAUUUUCUUUUAAUUAUAAAUACUAAAGUCUCAAACUCAUAUAUUGCUCUUGCAAAAUGGUAAGUGAACGUAACAAAUAAUAUAUAUUUUUUAAUGUUAAUUUUUUCUUGCCGAGAGUGACGCGUCUUUAUAACGAAAUAUAUAUUUUUUUAUUAUAUUCUUAUUUAUUUACUUUAUGAAUCUAUAAUUACUUCUUGUGUUUAUACAAAUAAAUUUCAAAAAACAAUAAAAAAUAUA